Molecule: messenger RNA, 1281 nt
Organism: Aspergillus clavatus NRRL 1
Lineage: Eukaryota; Fungi; Ascomycota; Eurotiomycetes; Eurotiales; Aspergillaceae
Exons: 1
Coding region: 1-1281 (426 amino acids)
Source: RefSeq, a predicted model, not a curated record
AUGUUGCAGAAGCCCAUCCUCAGCUCCAAUCGCGAUGAACCCCAGCGAUACUAUGAUAUAAAAUUCACCACAGGUCUUUUCAAACGACGGCCUUCUUUGAUCAAUCGCCCCAAGAUCCCUCAAGAUCUGGAGAAACAGAUUCGCUGGUCUUCUGUGCUACUCGCGGAGAGUAUUCUCGACCAGGACGAGCAGACGCUACCUGCCAAACAAACAAACACCGCGGCACCUGAAGAACUGAAAACAUCCCAGGCUGCAACUGAGAUUCCGGCUCCGAUUGAACUGGGCGCUGCUCCCACCGCCACCGAUACUGAUGCCAUGUGUGAUUCCGCAGUUGAUCUGCGCACUCGGCGCGCCGCGCGCCAGGCAACGGAAGCUCCAUUGACAUCCCCCUUCCAUGAUCUCAACGAAACUAGCUCCAUUUCUAAUCACGGAUCGUCGAGCGUCAGCUCCCCGGCUACAACAUGUAGCGAUAUGACCUUUGCCACUGGACACUCGAGCAUCGAGCCUUCCAUCAAGAGCCCCGUGCCGAAUGAGCGCCAGGCCCCAUUCGAAGACUUUUCUGGAUGCACCUCAUCCCAGGACAAGGAGGGCCUGACCUUCCUGACGGGUAAAUACCACCAGCCCUUUUCACCAGAAGACAUUGAAGUCUUCCUCAACUCAGACAGCACCCUCGUCCUCGGCCGCAUGCCUAGCCUCUCUCGUCCUCCCACCAGCACCUCCUAUCCAACCCACAAACAGCACCUGGGCCCCAACAUCCAGGCUCCUGCCCAGGACAACACCGUCCUUCCUACUGAAAACAAGAAGGAAGCACCCUCACAGCCCCCAAGCCCCAAAAAGAACUACAGAUCCAAAUUCAUCGAGUUCGGCGCCACUGUCGACAAAGAUGACGACGCAACUCCACCCCCGGCCGUCAUCGUCGACAGCAACGGCGUCCGCCAUGCCAUCACCCACGCCGAAGCCACCCGGCGCAACAUCGACCUCCAGCUGGCUGUCCAGGAGAAGAUGCACACCGGCAUCAUCGCAAGCGCCUCCGUCCCGGCCCUCUCCCCUUCCAAGACAGACAAACGCACACCCGCCGACACCGCCAGAUGCAAGAAGCUGCCUUUCUGGCCGUUCAAGGCCCCUGCCUCAGGCCACUCCCAGCCUGACUGUCAGCCAGCUGGGAAGAACAAAUCCUUCAUAUUCCAGAAAUUGUCCUUCUUCGACUUCACGAAGCGGAAUGUCGGCGCCGCCCGUAGCAAGGAUACGGCGGGGUUCAGCCGGAUGGUCGAAGAUACCUGA